AUGGUACCACACAGGGAGCAUAUCCAGCGAUGUCACAUCCCGGAAGGUUUUAUCAAGUCCUUGAUCUGCAACCGUUGUCACCAGGGCUUUUUGACACAAGACCUGCUUGUCCAGCACCAGCGCCAGGAAGAUGCAUGUCCUAUCAUGGAACCUGACGUUACUGCAGGCAAGGUCACCCUGGAGCAAGCGGCCAAGUUGACAGCCGCCAAAAAGAAGAAGCCCAAUAUGAGCGACGAGAUGAGGUGGUUUGGCUUCUACGACAUUAUUUUCCCUGGCCAGGACCCGGCGCAUAGGCCAUCAACACCCUACCAUGAGCCUUUGAUCAAUCCAACAUCGGACAACUCCAGUGCGCCAGCCUCUAUCAGCAUUUCUCGUUAUCGGGAUAGCUUUAUUGGGCCGUCAAACUCAACAAAGAAGCGGAAACUGGAAGAAAAACUUAAAUGUUGGGGAGUUCCAGACCCACGGUUAUGCAGAGUGAUUGCAGCCAAAGUACAGGAAUAUCAGGUUCAAGAUCUUCAAGACUUUAUGGAGGCAAGUGCCGAUACUUCCAAUAUUGAGGUUGCCACCGAGUCCAACCCCCCACAACAAGACCUGGAUGGCUGCUGUGAAUUCGACUUUGCACAAUUCAACGCAUCGGACCUGUUCUUCGACCAGGAUAUUUGA
Messenger RNA from Fusarium coffeatum, 663 nucleotides. RefSeq lists its product as uncharacterized. Bases 1 to 663 code for a protein of 220 amino acids. The transcript is spliced from 2 exons. The record is from RefSeq and is a predicted model, not a curated record. Lineage: Eukaryota; Fungi; Ascomycota; Sordariomycetes; Hypocreales; Nectriaceae.